Messenger RNA from Herpailurus yagouaroundi (jaguarundi), 6216 nucleotides. It is a transcript of the gene DISP1, whose product is annotated as dispatched RND transporter family member 1. Gene Ontology annotation, cellular component: membrane. The transcript is spliced from 10 exons. Gene Ontology annotation, biological process: smoothened signaling pathway. Gene Ontology annotation, molecular function: peptide transmembrane transporter activity. The coding region runs from base 1562 to 5971 and encodes 1469 amino acids. Lineage: Eukaryota; Metazoa; Chordata; Mammalia; Carnivora; Felidae. The record is from RefSeq and is a predicted model, not a curated record.
CCAGAUCAGUAGCAAAUCUGUGUCCUGGGGACCGAGGCGGUUCAGUCUCAGUCAUUUUCAGAUUGGUCUGGGGGGCUUGGGGGCCCCUCGGAGGGCCCUGGGGGUGCCUGUGGGAGUCGGUUUGCAAGGCAAACCCCUUCACCAGGGAGCCUGCAGAGCCACACAGAGAACCUGAAAACAGCAAAUUCUUGCUUGUCACGGACCCUUCCUGAGUCAGAGCGUGAGUGCCAGCUCAAGAGUCCCUUGUGGGCGACCUUCCCAUCCGGGUUUCCGUGUUCCAUUCUGCCCUGCCAACGCUCCUGGGCCCUUCUCACUCACGCCCGUCUGUGGAAAGCAGGGAAAGGAAGCGGAGCCGUGAGGUCCACACGGUGGGGGCGACGUAAGACCUGUUGGAAAUGCUGGGUUGAAGCAGCUCAUUACCGUUCAAAAGACAUUCUUCAGUUUUCUAACCAAAGGAAAAACUGCAUUAUCUUCAUUAUAGAUAGAAGUCACAACACGCCGAACUACUUGGAAAGCCGCAUGUUUUAGCCAGUAAUGAGUCUUAACCUUUACGAGAUCAGCACAUGGAAAUGGUUAGUGGGCACCAGCAGAGAAACGUGGGUCACAUGCCCUUCGGUCAGGGGCCAAGUCCUCGUCACUCCAGGCAUUCAGAGUUUUGCAGUUCAUCUUCCUAGGUUGCUAAGUGCUUUUCAUGCCUCAUGACACAAAGAGUUGACUAGCUUGCUUUUGCAGUGUGAAACGCUUCCUUUUAAAAUUUCGGAACAUGCUUUUCUCCUUACUUUUAAGAUCUUUUGAUUCAUUCAGAUUUUGCAUAAUAUUAAGAAUAGCAGAACUUAUAAGCUAUAAGCAUGUGUGAUUUGAAUGCUUCCUACCUAAUGGGACUGGAAUUUUUCUCCAGUUAUGGGACAGGGAGACCAUCGUUCCCCAGUUGCCAAAACAGAAUGCAGCUGGCUGCAGGAGGGCUGAGCUAGCAGAACAUUUAAUAUGUUGAAAAAUGUGUCCUGGGGGAAAAGACUUUCUGUUCAGAAAGAUACUGAAUUAUUUAGCUGGGCAGCUGCCGGGUGUGAAUAUUUUGAGCGCCAUUGCUGUCAUUUAUUUUUUAUUGGGUUCAAAUGGAAAAAUUGAAAACCGUAUUCAGACGCGUAGCCUUUCACUCGAUGGCGUGUAGACCUCCGGCUGCAGCUGCCUGCGCUCCUGUGAUCUGCACGGGCACAUUCCACUCCGAGUGCAUCAGUGUUUAAUUUUCAAAAUUCUCGGCAAAUAGCAGAGCUGCAGCCAGGAAUUCCUCCACUGAGAUUCCUUCCGGCCCAGAUGAAACUGAUAAUUCCCGGCUGGGUUGCUGUCAUUCAUCACUAAUCCAGGUUGAGCAACCCUUUCAAGACUGAGAUGUCCUCAAAGAAAUACCUGGAUGGAACGCUGCUCAGAAAACCGAGUUCGAGGUGUGCCGGGAAGGAGGGACUGGCCGGUGGGGUCAGAAUGCCAGGCGGAGGUCGAGUCGGGCAGCUGAGAAGAGAUUUGAGGUCAAAGACCCGCCCGUGUAGGAGGGCGGAGAAGCUGGAGCAUGGCCGUGAGCAGCGGGAACCGCGAUGUCGUGCUCCUGAGCAGUGGCGGCCCCGGCGCCCUCACGACCUGCAACGGGGACCUCGCCGCCCACCAGCUCUCCGCAGAAGCGCCCGGAACAAAAGCGUGCGUGAACGGAUGCCCACGGGUCAACGGCUCGGCGAAGUCAUCCCGUCUGGCCGCCGACGUCCCGCAGCGAGCGCCUGCCAUGUGCCGCUGCCCCGCGCACCCGCCCUGCCCCCCGCCCGCCACCCCAGAGCCCCAGCCUGACCCUGGCCUGGGCCCCUGCUGCCCACGGCCGCACUCUGACUUCCCGGCACCCCCCUGUCCACACCGCACGCCCGCCUACCAGCCUGCCUGCGGCCUGCAGCCGGCCUGCUUCUGCCCGCACUGCCCGUGGCCCGGCCACUUCCCACACCAGCCCGGGCCACAGCACACGGCCAGCGUCAGACCAUGCAGACCUUUCAAGUUACCAAAAAGUUAUGCGUCCCUGAUCGCCGACUGGCCCGUCGUAGUCCUGGGCAUGUGUACCGCGUUCAUCGUCGUCUGUGCCCUGGUCGGGGUGUUAGUGCCCGAGCUGCCCGACUUCUCCGACCCACUGCUGGGCUUUGAACCAAGAGGGACUACGAUAGGCCAGAGACUGGUCACGUGGAAUAACAUGGUGAAAAACACGGGAUACAAAGCGACAUUAGCAAACUACCCUUUUAAGUAUGCAGAUGAACAAGCCAAGAGCCACCGGGACGACAGGUGGUCCGAUGAUCACUAUGAACGAGAGAAAAGGGAGGUCGACUGGGACUUCCACAGGGACAGCUUUUUCUGCGACGUUCCGAGCGACCGGUACUCCAGAGUGGUGUUCACAGCAGCUGGAGGGGAGACCCUGUGGAGUUUACCUGCGAUUAAAUCCAUGUGCAGUAUAGACAAUGCAAGGAUCAGAGCCCACCCGCAGUUCGGGGACCUGUGCCAGAGGACCACGGCCGCGUCCUGCUGCCCCAGCUGGACGCUGGGGAACUACAUCGCCAUCCUCAACAACCGGUCGUCCUGCCAGAGCAUCGUGGAGCGAGACGUCGCUCACACCCUGAAGCUGCUGCGGGCCUGCGCCAGGCACUACCACAACGGCACGCUCGGGCCCGACUGCUGGGACGCGGCGGCCAGGAGGAAGGGCCAGCUCAAGUGCACGGGCGUGCCGCGCAAGUGCACCAAGUACAACGCCGUGUACCAGAUCCUGCACUACCUGGUGGACAAAGACUUCGCGGCCCCAAAGGCCGCCGGCCCCACUGCGCCCGCGCUGAGGUACAGCAUGCUCUUUUCCCCCACGGAGAAAGGGGAGAGCAUGAUGGACAUCUACCUGGACAACUUCGUGGCCUGGAACGGCUCCGACGGCGUCACCAGCGUGGCGGGCAUCGAGUUCGGCCUCAAGCACAGCCUGUUCCAGGACCACCUCCUGACGGACACGGCCUACCCGGCCAUCGCCGUCCUGCUGGUGCUGCUGGUCAUGUGCGCCUACACGCGGUCCCUGUUCAUCACCCUCAUGACCGUGUUUGCCGUCAUCAGCUCCCUGAUCGUCUCCUACUUCCUCUACCGCGUGGUGUUCAGCUUCGAGUUCUUCCCAUUCAUGAACCUCACCGCGCUCGUCAUCUUGGUCGGAAUUGGCGCAGACGACGCGUUCGUCCUGUGUGACGUCUGGAGCCACGCCAAGGGCGACAAGCCCCACGCGGGGACGGCGGAGACGGUGGGCGUCACCCUGCAGCACGCAGCGCUGUCCAUGUUCGUCACCAGCUUCACCACGGCCGCGGCCUUCUACGCCAACUACGUGAGCAACAUCACCGCCAUCCGGUGCUUCGGCGUGUACGCGGGCACGGCGGUCCUGGUGAACUACGUGCUGAUGGUCACGUGGCUUCCGGCCGUCGUCGUCCUGCACGAGCGGUACCUCCUCAACCUCUUCAGCGGCUUCCGAAAGCCGCCGCAGCAGUACGUCGGCAAGAGCUGCUGGGCGGCGGCUCGCCGCAAGUGCCACCGGCUGCUGUUCGCCGUCUCCGAAGCCUCGCGAGUUUUCUUCGAGAAGGUGUUGCCGUGCGUGGUCAUCAAGUUUCGCUACGUCUGGCUGUUCUGGUUCCUGGCCCUGACCGUGGGCGGGGCCUACGUCGUGUGCGUGAACCCCAAGAUGAAGCUCCCCUCCCUGGAGCUGAAUGAGUUCCAGCUCUUCAGGGCCUCGCACCCCUUCGAGCGCUACGACGCCGAGUACAAAAAGCUCUUCAUGUUCGAGCGCGUGCACCGCGGGGAGGAGCUGCACAUGCCCAUCACGGUGGUCUGGGGCGUGUCCCCGGAGGACAACGGCGACCCCCUGAACCCCAAGAGCAAAGGGAAGCUGGCCCUGGAUGGCAGCUUUAACAUCGCGAGCCCCGCUUCCCAGGUCUGGAUCUUGCACUUCUGUCAAAAGCUGAGAAACCAGACUUUCUUUCACCAGACGGAUGAGCAGGAUUUCACGAGCUGCUUCAUCGAGACGUUCAAGCAGUGGAUGGAAAACCAGGACUGUGACGAGCCGGCCCUGUACCUCUGCUGCAGGCGCUGGAGUUUCCCCUACAAGCAGGAGAUUUUUGAGCUGUGCAUCAAGAGGGCCAUCAUGGAGCUGGAACGGAGCACGGGGUACCACCUGGACAGCAAGACGCCGGGGCCGAGGUUUGACAUCAACGACACCAUCAGGGCCGUCGUGCUCGAGUUCCAGAGCACCUACCUGUUCACGCUGGCUUACGAGAAGAUGCACCAGUUUUACAAGGAGGUGGACGCGUGGAUCUCCAGGGAGCUGAGCUCGGCUCCCGAGGGCCUCAGCAACGGCUGGUUCGUCAGCAACCUGGAGUUCUACGACCUGCAGGACAGCCUCUCGGACGGCACCCUCAUCGCCAUGGGGCUCUCCGUGGCCGUGGCGUUCAGCGUGAUGCUGCUCACCACCUUGAAUGUCUUCAUCAGCCUCUUCGCCAUCGUCUCGAUCACGGGAACCAUAUUUGUCACCGUGGGCUCUCUCGUCCUGCUGGGCUGGGAGCUGAACGUCCUGGAGUCGGUGACCAUCUCCGUGGCGGUCGGUCUGUCUGUGGACUUCGCCGUCCACUACGGGGUCGCUUACCGCCUGGCCCCGGAUGCCGACCGGGAGGGGAAGGUGAUCUUCUCCCUGAGUCGCAUGGGCUCCGCGAUGGCCAUGGCCGCUCUGACCACCUUUGUGGCCGGGGCCAUGAUGAUGCCGUCCACGGUUCUGGCGUACACCCAGCUGGGCACCUUCAUGAUGCUCAUCAUGUGUGUCAGCUGGGCUUUCGCCACCUUCUUCUUCCAGUGCCUGUGCCGCUGCCUCGGGCCCCAGGGCGCCUGUGGUCAGAUUCCUUCACCUGGGAGACUCCGGUGUUCCGCCUUCUCCCACGCCGUGUCCACGAGCUCCGGGGACAAGGGACAAACACACACCGUGAAUGCGUAUCAUUUAGAUCCCGGGGCCCCCAAAUCCGAAAUGGAGCAUGAGUUUUAUGAGUUAGAGCCCCUGGCGUCCCGCAGCGGCAGCGCCUCCGAGGAGACCCACAUCUGCUCCGAGUUUUCCGACGGCGCCGUGAGGAACUUCGGGAUGCCGGUGCGUGCCGCGUACAGCAGAGGCCCCGGGGGCGAUGGCGGCGGUGCCCCGUUCCCGCCCCCUCUCGAGCAGCACGCCGUGUGUCACUUCUUCUCUCUGAGUCAGACAUGCACUUGUCCAGAUGCCUACAGACACCCGACGCCUGGCCCACAUGCCGGCCAGCAGGCGGGUGACGGCCUGUGUCCCCAGUGCGCUGCCCCCGCCGGCAGCCUCGUGCACGUGCAGAAGGGCGCACACCGGGCCCCCGAAGGCUUCAUGUGCACCAUCCCGCACGUCCAUCGCUGUCCCUGCCUGCAGGGCGGAGCGAGGCCACCGGGACCGCAGAAUCCUCUGCCCACGAGCUUUGUCCUGCACCCCGUGCAGCACAUUCAGGCCCCAGAGAAGACCCGCACUCACGGUCUCCCGAGCGUGGGGCACGUUCCCCCGACGGUGGGGCCGUCGGCCUGUGGCUGCAGAAGCCCUGGGUCCCCACGAAAAGCGCAUUGUGAUCCUGAGAACAGCCAAAGGGGGCUUGCUAGGAACAGAGACGUCAGGCACGUGGAGGGCAGCGGAGGGGCCAGGAGCCAGGGCUCGGGUCCAGGGGGCCAGACGGACAAGACAGACAGGAACACAGGGCUGUGCUUGUCACAGGAUCUGGAACAGUCCGGUCAGAAUGAACCACACUUUGUGUUUAACCGUCUAACGGGGGACGCGCAGCCUGGGUCCUGCCCAGAGGGCGACUCUGCAGACAGUGAGGACAGUGAGCCCCCUGCGUUCACGCACUCGGAACUUUCUGGUGAAAGCUUGUUGAUAAAAACACUCUAAUAAAUAUAGUGCUAAAUUCAGAACUGAUGCCUUUCAGUUGUUCCUUUGAAAUGGAGGUAAAACCUGUAAGUGUGGAAAGGGAGCCCAAAAAUGGCAGGAACAAGUUGCACUUUGUCAAAAAUCAUGGAAUAUUUUUUAUAUUUUUUAUGAGAAACAACAAACUCACAUUUCUAAGGAGCGUUGUCUGAUUAUUGGAUUUUAUAUUUUCAAACAGUACAAAGUUCAUAAAGUUUUUUACCUUUAUA